Lachancea fermentati is the source of this 4110-nucleotide messenger RNA. NCBI's taxonomy places the organism in Eukaryota, Fungi, Ascomycota, Saccharomycetes, Saccharomycetales, Saccharomycetaceae. The record is from the annotation of a GenBank genome assembly.
AUGGCAAGUCACGGCUCUAAGGAGGUCGUUCGGGGCAUUGAGGUUUUCAGCGAACCCGAUUACUAUCCAACGCCGUCCGACACUGUUAUCAGCUACUCGAUUCAAGGAUCGAAGAAGCAGAUCAUCAAAACAAAUAUCAUCGCACUAAUAGUCAAGCUAACUUCACCUCUAGAUGUGAUUGAUUACUCAUUUCUUUCCGACUUCUUUCUGUCAUACCGUAAGUUUCUUGCUCCAAGGGAGUUACUAAGCCUUUUCAUUGACAGAUUCCGGUGGUCAGCGGAAGAGGUUCUUAAUGAGAAUUGUGAUAGAAGAAAACUUGGAGAGAUUUCAUUAGUGAGAACAUUCGUAUUGAUACGGCAUUGGAUUUUGAAUUAUUUUGCACAAGACUUCCUGGCUAAUGAUCUGUUGAGGCGACAAUUCGUGGAGUUCGUUAAUUCGUCCUUGAACCGGGGUACCGAAUCGCCCCCAAAGAUGUUGCUGAAUGUUAUUGUCAACAUUAAAAAGUCGUGGGUUUAUUGUGUCAAGCUUAUGUGGGAGGAUGUUGAAUUUAGUCAUCAUCUUGAAACGGCUCAGGAUUGGCUCCAAUUCAGACUUCAAGACGUAACUACGCGUUCGAAAGUAAACAAGGAGGGUAAGCGUCUAAGUCUUUAUGCACUUCAGAGUUCCAAAGAUCCUGCGUUUCGUAAUAAUAGCGUUCUUUCCUUAUACUUAAGUGAAGAGAACUUUCAGCUGCCAGAGAGCAACACGAUACUGAACUCAGAGAAGAGCAGCAAAAUUACAAAACGUACAGCAAGUAUGUUCUUGUUUCCUCAAGAUAACCUAAAUGCGUUAGUGCUGAAGGCGUCCAAAAAAAGUAAUGAAGAAGAAGAGAACAAGGGAUCAAUUAGCUCAAGAAGUUUACCGAUCGUAUCGCAGGGGAACAACGUGUCAGAGCUGAUGAAAGAUUUAACCUAUUCAGUAUCCCCGUCGGUAGAUAAGGUUAUCCCCCCAACUCCCGCAAAAAAGGUCGAAUUUAUCUUAAGAUCAUCUUAUCUCCCCCCAGAUCUGUCCUCAAGAAGUUCUCGGACGCAUUUAGCAGGAAGUGCCCCCCAUUGCAAAAGCAAACAUUCCCAAAUUCAUCAACACCGAGGAAUCCUUGGUUUACUUACAAAAUGGAAGAAAAACCAUCAUACACAAACAAGCGCCAAGCCAAUAGGCGCGCGCACAAACCCCGAGAUCGAUAAUUUGAUUAAGUUCGUGUUUUCUAUAACCUCGUUGGAGAAUAGAGCCAAUAACUCCCAAGAUUUGGAAAAUGUAAUUGGCUCGAAAUUUGAUAUUUUAAGUGCCAGAACUAUUGACGAGGUUGAGCAUCUAAUUGCUAUGGAAAACGAAUUACUAUUAAAACUUAAGAAUCAGGACACCAACCUAGAAGUGAGAGCAAGGCGUAGAAAUAGUAAUAAUGAACCUAAAGAGGAAUUUAACGCUAUGGAUAAUUUGAAUUUGUACAAAACCAUUAGCUCCAUUGCAACUUCAGUAAUCUCGCUUUCUCAGACUUUAAAGCAACACCAGCUAGCUUCACCUUCAAAUAAGGUGCAAGAUAGGCGCCUUGUUAAGAGCAGUAUUGCUGCCCUACGAACAAAUGGCUCUUCAAAUGCCCAGAAUAACUUAAGCGUUACUGAAAUCAAAACCCCUGAACCCAAAACCGGUGGAACCAAUAAACUCGUUUUUCAUAGCAGUGCCAGUGUUAAUAAGGGUGCCAAUCAUAAUGCACACGAUUCCCGUGAUCUGUGCACGCCCACAAAAUCAAAUUACCUAGUUUCUUCCAAUGGUAAUGUAUCCAACACUGAUAUGCCACAUAAAGAGCCUUUAUUCAAAAUCAAUCAAUUGAGCAUAAGCACAUCACCUCGUGCCGAUGGGAAACACCCAUCUAUUCUUACAGAACAUGAUAUUCGCAUACUGGAGAAUGAACGUACCGAGCAGAAUACCACUCCACUAUUAAAGAGAAAAGGUGCUCGUCAAAAUCUACGUGAAUUCAAUUUCGAGGAGCAAUACGUGCAACCUAAAAAAUCGACUGAGGAAUUUGAAGAAGAUGAACAAACUGAUAAUGACAACUCCAGUUUUUUCACGUCUUACGAAGAGGUGAGCGUCAAGAGCUCACCAAAACAAUCAACACCCGCAUCGUCUUUUCUUGGCCAAACAUCAGCAAUUAAUAGUGGUCGCAUAAGUGUAAGAAGGAGCACUGUAGUGAGUACAAAGAACCCUACGACAGAAUCACUAACGCACUACGUAGGGGAGGAAAGUGACUAUGCAAGAAGGGAGGAGGAACUCAAAACUAGUGAGAAGGAGAUAUGCCAACUUGAAGAGCAUAUGUCAGUUGUAAUUUCAGAUCUAAAGAGGAAAAGUCAACGAAAAAACUCUAGGUCCUCAGACAACCCUUCCAUAGCAACAAAUUUAUUGUUUGCCUCUCGUCAGGGAAGUCCCAAGAAGCAAGAGCAUGAUGGUCACAACUCUAUCGAUCACUCAGUCAAAGAUCAGGAGGCUUCAAAGAAAAUUCUGAUCGGUUUAUCUACCACUCCAAGUAUUCAUUCCAUUGUGAGUGAGGAGUCUUUCUCCUCUUUCCACAGCAAUGAUACAUUCGAAAGGCAUUCACCCAAGGAAAAAAUAGAUACGACUACAAAGAAUAAGGAACCAACCACCGAAAAUAAAUCUCAAUACACAGGCGACUCACUACUCGACGCAGAGGGUACUGAGGGUGAGACGAAUAAGUAUCUUUUCUCGCCAGAUAGCGAAAGUAUCGAUUAUGCAUCUCCCGAAAAGAACGUCGAAGACCUAAAAAAUCAAUUUUUUGGUAUUGAUGCUCAAAGUGAUAACACGAAUGACGAUGAUAUAGUGCGUGAUGAUUGCAAUACUCCAAUGGGACAUGAUCAUCAUAGGCGUACCGUAAGUCCUAUUGUGUCUCCUAAUAAAAUUAAUGAGAGCAAAUUGAAUAUAUUCGCGAACAUGACGGAUGAAUCACUUCAAGACGAUCCUGUUAAUGUAGCUUUGAUGAAACUUGAGGGGACUUAUGACUUCAAAAGCAGUGACUCCGGUAACGAUGAAAAUGUCCAGCAAGGAACUCCAACAAGUAGCGAAUUAGCUAAAGAAGUCGAAAGAUUGGGGUUGAAGGACAUCAAUAUUUCUAAUACAAUAAUCAAUGAAAGGCAUUCUUUAUUCAUUGAACGUAGAAGGCAAGUCAAAAGUGAAAUGCCUUACACACCUGGACGCCAACCUCGGGCUAAUGAAAAGCUUCAUCAGAUACCUGAUGAGGAAAUCUCAAAGUUAGUUAUGAAUUACAGAUUGCAAGAUCAACGACUUCAUGUCGCAAAUGCCGAUCAGCAUGUCCCAUUCAUUCUCAUGUACGACUCGAUGUCAAUCGCCAAACAGAUGACCUUGAUCGAGAGAGAGAUAAUCAAAGAAAUUGAUUGGAAGGAUCUUUUGGAUUUAAAAAUGAAGGAUAAGGUUCCCUCGGUGACUAGUUGGUUGCAGUUAUUAGUCCAAAAUCAAAAUUUGUCAGGAAUUGAUCUUGCGAUCUCCAGAUUCAACUUAACCGUUGACUGGAUUGUAUCUGAAAUCGUACUUGUGUGUGAUACAAAACUACGCAGAAAUACCAUUCAAAGAUUCAUUCAUAUCGCUGAACAUUGUAAGAACUUUCAGAAUUACAACACUUUAAUGCAAAUUGUUCUUGCAUUGAACUCGAUCGUUGUACAAAGCUUCAAGGAGGCGUGGCGUUUGAUAGAACCCGGUGACCUUCUGACUUGGGAGCAAUUAAAAGAGAUGCCCUCUUUAGAAAAAAACUAUCACAACAUUAGGAAAAUGCUAAAUGAAAUUGAUCCGAUAAAAGGAUGCAUUCCUUUCAUUGUUGUGUACCUGUCAGAUCUUUCCUUGAACGCUGAAAAAAGGGAUUGGCUUGCCGGGAGGACCUUUAUCAACUACAAUAAAUUUCAAACCAACGUGGACAUUGUCAAAAAUUUCAUUCAAAGAGCUCAAUGGUCUAAGUUUUACGAGAUCCCGGUCGAUGAAGAGUUAUUGAGCAAGUGUGUUUAUAUAAGCUCUCUCACGCCAGAAGAAUUGAGACAAUUGACUACUUCGUGA